AUGGUAUUCUCGGUAGUAGACAGCAAAUUCGACUCAGCUUUUGUGUCUGCAUUGAAGGUUAUGAAGAAGGCCCAAACUUUCUUAGUUUGUAUGGAGGCAAUAGGGAUAAUGCAAUCGCCGAGGUUUUGCAUUAUUUUUGGAAUAAAGAGUUGGUUAUUUUUACAAAAAUCAUUAGACAAUCAGGCAACCGGAUUUAGGAAGAUUCGAAAUUUGCGUGAUUUGGCUUUGUCUGUUCAAUUAUUUACUAACACAGACACUGCUAGUUUUGUUAUCCCAUUAUUAAUAUUAUUAUUUUCUUUAUUAUUCCAACGCAAUAACACUAAGCUUUAUCGUUUCUUUAUGCAGUCCUUCCUUACUGCAUUACUUUUUGCGUAG
This is a messenger RNA of Echinococcus granulosus, 375 nucleotides long. RefSeq lists its product as hypothetical. Lineage: Eukaryota; Metazoa; Platyhelminthes; Cestoda; Cyclophyllidea; Taeniidae. The transcript has 5 exons. The record is from RefSeq and is a predicted model, not a curated record. Bases 1 to 375 code for a protein of 124 amino acids.